Messenger RNA from Nematocida minor, 1671 nucleotides. RefSeq lists its product as uncharacterized. The record is from RefSeq and is a predicted model, not a curated record. The coding region runs from base 1 to 1671 and encodes 556 amino acids. The transcript has a single exon. Lineage: Eukaryota; Fungi; Microsporidia.
AUGAUCUUACAACAAGUGCUCCUGAAAAAGGUAGUAGUUAUGGGAGCUUGUCUACUGGCUUGUUUGCAAGUUGCGAGCUGCACAACAAGGGAUAAGGAUGUAAAUUUAGAAGGCUUAUAUGCUUAUUGGCAUAGCAGGAUGGCUUCUAUGGAAAAACAAGUCCAAAUUUGCGGUAGUUUUAUUAGCAAGGCCGACUCUAUGUCUGGAGAAAUGCCAUUUGAUGCCAGCAGUUAUGUAAAGAGAGGAAAGGAGGCUAUCUCUGAAAUAACAACGGGCUUCUCGUCUCUUAGCAACAACAUGGAAGAAGUGAAAAAGCUAGUAGAAUCACUGUAUGAGUUAAACAUCUACAUUAAGAAAAAACAGCCUGCUUCUGAUAACGUGAUAGACAUACCUUUCAAUGGCGAUAUAAUGAAGGCAGCUACUAAGUCAAAAAUAGAUGGCUUUCUGUCAAAAAUGCUCAAUGACAGCACUCUGAUGAUUGAGAAUGUGCACAAAUUCAACUUAAAUAUGCUAAACUUUGUAGAAAAAUAUAGUCUAAAAAAGUAUCAAAAUAGCCAGCUAGAAGACCUUCUGCUGUUCAAACUGGCAAGAAAGAACAAGAUGUUUGCUACCAAUAUCAUAUUCGCUUUCUUUGCAGCAGAAUCCACAGAAUCAGCUUUCGAUGCAGACUUUGAUGAGCAGAGGUUAGAGCACAUAAUCAGCUGUUUAAACAACCAUAUUUCUAGCAAGGAGAUCUCAAAGUACAUAUCUGCUGUGCAAGAUGACAUACGAGAAAACAAAACAAGCCCUCUAGUGUCGGCUAAUGCACAUUUUCAAAGUAUGUUCGGUGAAUAUGGAGUAGGUACUAGCGCAAAAGACAGCAUAAUGCACAUAUAUUUUAAUUUGUCUAAAAAUUCUCUUUCCAAUGAAGAAAUAAGCCAAUGCGAAAGCAUUACACCAGAGCAAGUCAUAAGACUGGUUAUGAUCGAAUACCUAAUGGACGGGCAUCUGUUGAACUGCAAGAGAAACAGUUUGUUUUCCAAUUUAGGAAAAAUGAUAUCAAACAUGGAAGAAAAAGAGCAGAAUAAAAUACUUGAUGUGCUGAGCAUGCUGUGGGAUGACUGGUACUGCGAGCUGAGAGAAUCUGUUGGCCUGUUUUUUACGCAGUUCUGCAAGGAACACUCUCUCUGCUUCAACUUCUUUAUGAACUUGAAGAGCUGUUUCACACAUAGCAGAUGGAUGUAUGCAGUGGAUAUGUCCCGUGUAGAGCUAGAGAAUCCGUUUUCAAAAGGUGAGCUGGCAAAAGAAAUGCACUUUGACAUGUCGUAUGUACAUCCUAUGUGGUACAUGUGCAAGCGAUAUGAAAGCGUUAGCCACUUGGACAAGCCAGAUCCUGAGUUCAGCAAUAAGCCAUUCAUGGAGAGAGAGCACCGCUCAAUUACGAUCCGAAUGCACAGAAUAAGUAAAAACGAUGACGAACUGAUACGGGCAGAAAACAUGAGAGAUUUCAUGAACAUAUGUUUUUUGCCGCUAGCAGUCCGGGUUGAGCUUCUUUACAGACAGCAGGAUGCCAGUAAAUGCUAUCCUAUAGCGAGCUGUUUUCUUAAAUCUCUGGGAAUGUCUUUAAAAAGAAACAAAAUUACAUCGUCUCAAGAAGCCCAAGAAGAAGCUGGCUCUGCUCAUGAACAGUAA